AUGAUAACUGUUUCCGAUUGGAUCCGUUCAUCUUCGAAUCAACACAUCGAUUUGUACAAGCAAUGGUUCAACUUGGCAGAUUCAGAUGGCGAUGGCCGUGUCACUGGAAAUGAUGCCACCAAGUUCUUCGCUCUCUCCACCUUGUCUCGCCCUCAACUCAAACAGGUUUGGGCGAUUGCUGAUACCAAGAGACAAGGUUUUUUAGGUUUUGAAGAGUUUGUUACUGCAAUGCAGCUCAUUUCUGUGGGUCAGGCAGGAUAUGAUCUCAACUCGGAUAUACUUAAAACUGAAAUUGACAGCGACAAGAUCAAACCUCCAGUCUUGGAAGGAAUUGAUGCACUAGUAGCAAAUACAAAGAGUCCGGCAAUAAAUGCACAACCCGAUGUAUUUGGGACUGGCCAGCUUCAGCCUUUUCCACGAGCUGCUUCAAAAUCUGCAAAGAAGUUACCCCUCAAUGCAGUGACAUCAAUAAUAGAUGGCCUGAAGAAAUUGUAUGUGGAGCGGCUAAAACCGUUGGAGGCUACUUAUCGAUUCAAUGAUUUUGUGUCUCCAUUAUUGACCAACAGUGAUUUUGAUGCUAAACCAAUGGUCAUGCUUCUCGGUCAAUAUUCUACAGGGAAAACAACAUUCAUUAAACACUUGCUAAGAUGUGAAUAUCCAGGGGCGCACAUUGGACCAGAACCUACGACUGACAGAUUUGUCGCUGUCAUGUCUGGAACUGAUGAGAGGAGCAUUCCUGGAAAUACUGUAGCUGUUGAUGCUAGCAUGCCUUUUAGUGGCCUCACAAGCUUUGGCAGUUCAUUUUUGUCAAAGUUUCAAUGCUCUCAAAUGCCACAUCCACUGCUAGAUGAAAUAACAUUUAUUGACACCCCUGGUGUCCUCUCUGGAGAAAAGCAAAGGACUCAACGGAGUUAUGAUUUCACUGGUGUUAUAUCUUGGUUUGCUGCAAAAUGCGAUUUGAUUCUUCUCCUAUUUGAUCCUCACAAACUUGACAUUAGUGAUGAAUUUAAGCGAGUGAUUUACUCUCUACGCGGUCAGGAUGACAAAAUACGUGUUGUUUUGAAUAAGGCAGACCAAAUUGAUACUCAACAACUCAUGAGAGUUUAUGGAGCACUGAUGUGGUCUUUGGGGAAAGUUCUAAAUACCCCGGAAGUUGUACGUGUAUAUAUUGGCUCAUUCAAUGAUAAGCCUAUCAAUGAAGGCUUUGUCGGCCCAUUAGGACAAGAGCUUUUUGAGAAAGAACAAAGUGACCUCCUUUCAGAUUUGGCAGAUAUUCCAAGAAAGGCGUGUGACGGUCGGAUCAAUGAAUUUGUCAAACGUGCUAGAUCUGCUAAAAUCCACGCAUAUAUAAUUAGCCAUCUUAAGAUGCAGAUGCCUGCAAUGAUGGGAAAAGCUAAGGUGCAACAGAGGCUUAUAGAUGAUCUUGAAGAUGAAUUUAAAAAGGUUCAAAGGGAGUUUCAUUUACCAGUUGGUGAUUUUCCUAAUGUAGAUCACUUCAGAGAGGUUUUGAAUACUUACAGCAUCGACAAAUUUGAUAAAUUGAAGCCUAAAAUGAUUCAAGCUGUAGAUGACAUGCUUGGUUAUGAAAUACCAGAGCUGUUAAAGAAAUUUAGAAAUCCUUAUGAAUAA
Messenger RNA from Lathyrus sativus (Indian pea), 1629 nucleotides. The record is from the annotation of a GenBank genome assembly. Lineage: Eukaryota; Viridiplantae; Streptophyta; Magnoliopsida; Fabales; Fabaceae.